AUCUCUCUUUAGGUUCAAAUUUCCUAAAUGGGAUACUGCCAUCUUGGUUGUUCAAUUUGCCCUUUUUGGUGACGUUAAGUCUUGAUGGUAAUCAAUUCAUUGGUGAGAUUGAUGAAUUCAAGUCCAAUUCAUUGGAGUACCUUGAUUUGGGUUAUAAUAAGCUACAGGGUUCUAUACCAAGUUCAAUAUCUAGAUUUGUUAACCUUACUUAUUUAUCUCUCUCAUCAAAUAACUUGAGUAUUAUGUUGGAGUUAGAAAUGUUUUCAAAGCUCAUAAAUCUCGAGUUACUUGAUUUUUCAAAUAAUAACUUAGUUAGCAUCAACAAUAAUGUCAUCUAUACCUUGCCCAAUCUUCAACUGUUGAACUUGUCUUCUUGCAAUAUUAUUGAAUUCCCAAUUUUCUUAAGAACGGCAACAACAUUACAACUCUUAGACCUUUCCAAGAACGGAAUUCAUGGUCAAGUUCCAAGAUGGUUGGGGGAUGUGGGGAGGGAUUCAUUAUAUUUUCUUGAUCUUCGGGAUAACUUGCUUCAAGGACCAUUUCCCAUUCUAAAUUUUCUUACUCUGAAAUAUCUGUUUGUCUCCAAUAACAAAUUAACUGGAGAAAUCUCUUCUUCAAUUUGCAAUGCAAGUUACCUUGAAGUCCUAGACUUGUCCCAUAACAAUUUAAGUGGCAUGAUUCCUAAGUGUUUGGUACACUCUAAACUCCUCUUAAUGUUGGAUUUGCGAAUGAAUAGCCUUCAUGGUACCAUCCUUGCAACAUUUUCCAAAGGAAAUAAUUUUAGGAAUAUUUACCUUAAUGGCAAUCAAUUGGAAGGGCCAUUGCCACGAUCUUUGGCAAAUUGUAGGAACUUGGAAGUUCUAGAUCUUGGAAGUAAUAAGAUAAAUGGAACCUUCCCUUAUUGGUUGGAAGGUCUUUUAAAUUUGCGGGUUCUUGUCUUAAGAUCAAACAAAUUUCAAGGUUGUAUAGGCAAUCCUAGGACCAAAUUUCCUUUCCCAAAUUUGCGAAUCCUAGACAUCUCUAACAAUGAGUUUAAUGGUCCUUUGUCAAUAAAAUAUUUCAAAUAUUUGAAAGCCAUGACAAAUGUGGAUGAAGAAAAAGUUGCGUUGAAAUAUAUGGGAGAGGAGUACUAUCAGGAUUCUUUGAAUGUGAUGAUGAAAGGAAAUUAUAUUGAGUUGGUGAGAAUCCAAACUGUCUUCACGACCAUUGAUUUUUCAAAUAAUAACUUCAAAGGAAAGAUGCCAAAGAUAAUUGGGAGGCUAAAAUUACUGAAAGGGCUCAACUUUUCUCACAAUAACCUUACAGGUUAUAUUCCAUCAUCAUUUGGAAAUUUGAAAAAUCUUGAAUGGUUAGACCUCUCUUUCAACAAGCUUAUCGGGGAGAUUCCUGGGCAAUUGGCAGAUCUACCAUGGCUUGAAGUCUUAAAGUUGUCACAUAACCAACUUACAGGACACAUACCUUCAGGAAAGCAAUUCAAUACAUUUGAUAAUGAUUCAUACACUGAAAACCUAGGAUUAUGUGGCUUUCCAUUGUCAAGAAUAUGCAACAACCAUGAGGCAAAGAAACCACCACCAUUGACCUUACAACAGGAAGACAAUUUAGAGACUGACAAUGGGUUUGGUUGGCAAGCUGUAUUGAUGGGUUAUGGAUGUGGAGUGAUAUUUGGAAUGAUGAUGGGAUAUCUUAUGUUUAAAAUUGGAAAACCAAAGUGGAUUGUAAGGAUGGUCAAGUUAGAGCAACAUAUCAUACUUCAAAGGUUGAAGAAGAAUGCCCAAAGACAUGGUGGAAAAAAAUAACUAGUCAAGACAAUUUGUGGUUGGUUUUGCUAUAGUUUUUCAAGAAGGUUUCCAAGACAUGUUGUACUAUGUUGUGAUAUGUCGAAAUCACUUUGAUUUCAUAAAAUGGUUGGGAGUCUUUGUAGAAUGCAUCUGUUGUGGGUCUUCCUCGUUUCUAGAUCGAUGGGAUUUUCAACCAAGGAGGAGAUUUUGGACAUGCAAGAAUCUAACUUUGACUGCAAAAAAGAAAUCAACUCUGAAUCUGACACAAAUGGCAAAGCCUAGUAGAAAGUAGAACUCUCCUCCAGCCCCGUCCAUGUGGCAGGACUAGGCAAAAGAAGAAGCCUCUCUAAACACUCACUUCUUCAUCAUCCUCAUUCACUCUCUUCUUCUUCAUUUUUUAUCAAUGGAGACAGCGCAAAAUUGUGAUUUAGGAGAAUAUCAAUCUUUUUUCAUGGUCCCUAAAGACACAGGACACCAGUCUUUACCAAGGUAUGCUUCCCUCUUUGGUUUCAUCUUUAGGUGCCAUUGUCACUUUCUUCCCUCUUUUUUUCUAAAUUCAAAGGCUCAUUCAAAGGGAAAUCAAGAUGCUGGGCUUUGUAAUUAUUAUUUAUAAAAUUAGAGUUUGAUUUGUAUGAUUUAUUUAUUCUAAUGCAGCUGGUUAGCAUUGUUGUUGUUAAAGUAAUUGUAAGGUUCAAGGUUGUUUCCUCCGAUGUUUCAAAACAUAUCAAUAACCUCUGUGCUCUUGAACUUAAAUAGAUCAAGACCUCUAUGUUUAACACUAAGGUCCUAUUUCUCUCUUUAUUG
Quercus robur (English oak) is the source of this 2582-nucleotide messenger RNA. RefSeq names its product receptor-like protein 33. Lineage: Eukaryota; Viridiplantae; Streptophyta; Magnoliopsida; Fagales; Fagaceae. The transcript is spliced from 2 exons. The coding region runs from base 243 to 1796 and encodes 517 amino acids. The record is from RefSeq and is a predicted model, not a curated record. Gene Ontology annotation, molecular function: protein binding.